Messenger RNA from Rhopilema esculentum, 6673 nucleotides. The record is from RefSeq and is a predicted model, not a curated record. NCBI's taxonomy places the organism in Eukaryota, Metazoa, Cnidaria, Scyphozoa, Rhizostomeae, Rhizostomatidae.
GCGGCGUGUCUGAAGUAUGUGAGUUGUGCUCUAUGAAUGAGAUUGAGUAGACUGUUUGGACGGUAUACUCUGUCAAGCACGCUUGCAUUGGUUUGCCUUUUGGACCAGUGGAUGCUCAGCAUAUGACGCCCAACCACAUUUCAAACGCGUCAAUUCUUUUUCAGGAGCGUGUCUUCAAAGUCCAUGCCUCCGCACCACAGAGGACGAUGGGAAAUACCAAAGACCGCAUCAGUCGGAUUUUCGUGUCUAACCGGAUGUCAUGGUUCUUCCAUAUCUUCUGUAGCUUUCCAACAGCAGACCUGCCCAUCGCUAACCGUCGAUCAAUCUCCUUUUCACAGUCUCCAUCAGGUCUAAUCAUCGAACUGAGAAAGUUAAAGUUGUUCACUUCCUCCACUUCUUUGCCGUCGACAAAUAUAUGGUUGUCGUCUGCGGUGGUUUUCAUGAUUUUAGUUUUGUCGACAGAGAGAUAUAAACCGCAUUUCUCACUUUCUACUUUGAGCUUUUGAAGCAAUGUGUUCAUAUCUUGGAUGGUUUCGGCGAUGAGGGACGUGUCAUCAGCGUAUCUAAGCUCGUUUAUCAACCGCCCACCAAUAGAUACACCCAUUUCCAUGUUCGAUAACGCCUUCCUCAUUAUGUGUUCACCAUAUAAGUUGAAAAGGUGAGGGGAGAGAAUGCACCCCUGUCUUACUCCCUUUCCAAUGACAAAUUCGUCGCUUUCACCACUUUCUGCUCUGACAACUGCACACUGGUUCCGGUAGAGUUCAUGUAGGAGAUGGAUUAUGUGUUCUGGAAAGCCCAUAUCUCUCAUUAUACUUAGCAAGAGGCCGUGGUCAACACAGUCGAAGGCCUUUGCGUAGUCAAUAAAGCAAAGGUCGGAUGUCGAAAAAAGAGCCGUAACAAGAGCUGGUGAUUUGCUGCAGCAGUACUUGGGAGUUAGUCUUACCUCUCUAGACUUUCGCAUCAUAUGCAAAAAAUGCAAUUGACAAAUUCAUUCUGCACUCAAAGUGAAAGAGAAAAAGAAGCAAACAUUUGAAGAGGUUCGACUCAAAUGUUCGAAUUUCAUUAGAAGAAGUGUUAAGAGACUGGCCCUUAGUAGUCCUAAUCAAAUUGCUGAUCAGGAGCAGAAAGUUGUCAGGAAACCAGCUAAGAGACACAAGUUGAAUUUUACAGGAAAGACUGUUGAAGCAGUUGGAAAUGAAAACGAUCCUUCUGGUUCAUUAUCACUAGCUGAGGAAAUUGGCACCAAGAGAGACACAGGAGUUAUUGUAAGUAAAAGAUAAUACUGGGAACUUUGUUGCAUGCCCACAAUAUAUUGCCCAUGUCAACAUUACGGUCUGGAUGUGAUCAAACAACGACAAACAGAAUUCUUUUGAAUUUUCAAAUAACAUAGGUUGGCCAAAUAAACAGGGUUUUACUAAAUAUAAAGUUCUGCAAUUUUCUUUUUAUAGGAAAGCUGUUCGUGCUUGACAACACUGCCUGUCAGUUAUGUUUCAUGUGUUUGUAAUAUGGUAGCCAAUUAUAUACCUGCCAUAGCACAAUGCAUUUGGGUCGACAAAAAUUUGAAAGAAGAAAUACGAAACCUUUUCUUUCAAGAAAUAGAUUUGGAAUUGAAAAACUUAUGUUCAAAUUUAGAUACCAUCUUUCGGACAGAAUGUGUUGAUUCUAAAGCAAACAAAAUGACUUUGAUGCACAAGAAAAAGAACUUUUGAUCAGAUGCCCAAGUUUUGCUAGUGCUUUUAUCUAUACUGACUCCAAUAGAAGAAAAUUAAAAGACAACAAGAUUAAAACAGAUAACAACAUUAGACCAAGGAUUAUGACAACUGCUGGUAUUCUUCUUCAUUCCUGUAGUCAAAGAAUGAAUUUGCAACAAUUUCCAAUUAUUACCAGUUUUGAAUGCACAUGUCAUGCUGGCAUGCGGACGUGGUUUUAACAGCUCUUCGCCAGAAUGUAAUUCAGUCAGUGUGAGAGAUAUUUUAAUUUUUCUGUCUUUUAAUAAUAAUUAUGAUUUAGGUAGGCUAAUUAUAAGUUCGGUUUUAAUAAUUAUCAAGAAUGGCUUCUAAGGAGAACGACGAUCGCUUGGACGAAAUAAUCAAAUAAUCAAAGAAAUCUCCGCGCAACACAAUGCUGAUUUUCAGAAAUUGGACAACAGUUUGUCAAACUUUAAGAUAUUGAUGGAUUUCAUUAACAGUCAAUUUGAGAACUUCAAACACACAACAGAAAACCUUCUGAAAGCUAAUACGGAAUUAGAGAAGAAAAACGAGGAUUUAUCAAAAGAUCUGAAACAAGUAAAGAAAGAGUUGGAAGCAUCAAUAAAACAACUCAACGAUCUGGAGCAAUAUGGGAGAUGUGACUGUAUUGAAAUUAGUGGGACUCCGCAAGAGAAAAACGAAAAUGCUGAGGCCCAAAUAAUCAAGACUGGCGCAAUACUCGACAUUCCUGUAGAAUCAAAAGACAUCCAGGCCUGCCACAGAUUAGGAAAAAGACACGACACACCCAUCAUCUGCAAAUUCUUAAACAGGAAAACGGCAACCGCGUUUCUCGCAGCAAAAAAACACACAAAAAAGCCUUUCAGGGGAGAAAAACUUGGCUUCAAAGAUCACCCGGAAUGUAAGAUUUACAUGAAUGAAAGCCUCACGAAAAGAAAUAAGGAUCUGAUGUACAAUAUCAGAAUGAAGAAACAAGAAAAUAACUGGAAAUUUAUAUGGUCUAGAAACGGAACAAUGUAUGCUCGAAAAGAUGAAAAUUCCGAAUUCCUCAGAAUCAACGACGAAGAAGACAUUGGGAAAAUGGUUUAGCGGUAUUUAAUCUUCAAUCUGUUUUCAAAUUAUUACGUAUCUUUCUGUCUUUACAUAUAUAUAUUUUUCUGCUAAAAAAGCCCCUCCCUCAUGAUGGAUAGUUUCCCCUGCCCAAAAUGUGAUUUAAUUGUCUCGGAAGACCAAAACUCAAUAUUUUGCGAUGUAUGUAAAAAUUGGUUUCAUUUGAGAUGCAGUGGCCUGACACGUCAGAGAUUCGAGCACCUAGCCUCUGAUUCGUCAUCACAAUGGUUUUGUAAAGAAUGUAUCGUUAGCGCCUUGCUCUUUCAAAAAAUCAACAAUACUCAAUUUGUUAACUUAAUUUCCUCUACACGGCGACAGGAAAUGCUGUAUAUUGAAUUCAACAAACAUUCUUCUGUUUGCACUCGUCGUUUUAACAACACUGAAAAAGUGAUACCUUGCUAUAUUUGCAAACACUACAUUCAUCGGAAAUGACUUUGAAUUCAAAGCACUGGCACUGCAUGCACUGUCAAAAUAGCACAUUCCCUUUCAUACAGUGAGCAAUAACGAACUUCUGUCCGAAAACUUCAACUCCAAUAAUUCCUGCCCUUGUAAUAAUUCUAUGAAAGAUCUCACUGAUUUUGACUGUGUAAAUGUCAUUUCAGAACUAAAUUUAAAUGAACUCGACCUUAACCACUUUCAACCUAAUUCUAAUAACGACAUUGAUCAUAAUUUGAAUCUCAACUGUAACUUUGAUUACUAUACUACUCAUGAAUUUCAUAAACUUCUUUCUAAACUUCACACAAAAACUAAUGCAUCAUUUAGCUUAAUGCAUACUAACAUUGGCUCAGUUAACAAAAACCUCCAAAAAAUUGAACUACUAGCUACUCCCUUAAACCUGGUUCCCACUUGGUCGUUUGGGUCGUUGGAGUCAUCAGAGUCGUUCCUGAGAGACACGAACGACCCAAAAAACACAUUGAUUUCCACUUGGUCGUUUGAGUCUUUCGAGUCGUUUGUUGUUGAUGCUGUUCAUUGCUUGCACCAUGCAUCGCUCAUUUAUUUUUGGCGGCAUGCGUGGAAGGAACGAUGAUAGCAUUUGAUAAACAACAACUGAUGUUGCAAAGUCAACUAUUUAUACCUCUGGUGACUUUGUACAGACGACGAUGUUAGAUCACUAAAUUUCAGUGCAAUAGCUUGCCAUGAUUUGAUAUUUUUGUAUUUAUUUUUAAACUAUUUCCAGUAAUUGUUAUAAUGGCACUCGUAUUUUUGAACUUCUUCCAUAAAGCUUGCUGUGAAAUAUUCAGCUAUCUUGUUCUUGUUCUAGUCAAACACGCGGUUACAAGAAAAUCUCCUUUUCUUGAAGAAAAGGUUAUUAAAGCAUGGGUCGUUUGAGUCGUUUGUCGGUUUCCACUUGCAAAAAUCAUUCAUGCAUGGGUAUUUUGGGUCACGGAGAUAGAAUUUUUUCUAUCUCUGCAUAAUUUUGACAUAAUUGCUGUUUCGGAAGCAUGGAUUACAAAAGACACAGAUACCCAACACCUUGCCCUGCCUGGCUAUCAAAAUUACUAUGGAACCCCUGGACUAAGUUGAAAGGGUGGGUGUGGCUUUUUUGUAGGCGAUAAUAUAUGUUUUACUCCAAGACCAGACCUGGAUAUCUCAUUUUCUGAUAACUCGAGUGAAUUUGAAGCGAGUUUGAUUGAAAUCACAAAUCAAGGCAAUAAAAAUUUCUUAAUUGCUGUUAUAUACCGUCAUCCCAGAAUGAAAAAUGAUAAUGACUUUUUGAAUUACAUAUCAAAUACUAUUUCAAACAAAGUCAGGAACGAAAAGAAAACAGUAUUUAUUACUGGAGAUUUCAACAUAAACCUGUUAAACAUUGAUUCUGAUGAUUAUACAAGUGAAUACCUAAAUUUACUCCUUUCUAAUUUCUAUCAACCUCACAUACUUCAACCAACAAGAAUCACCAACAUUAAUAAACCAACUUUAAUUGACAAUAUAUUCCUAAAUUCAAUCGAAUUUGAUACAAUUAGUGGCAAUUUUACCACUCCAAUCUCAGAUCAUCUGCCUAACUUUAUUUUUUGUCAUAACUUGCACGCAAUCGUUAAGAAACCUUUUAGAGGUUUUUACCGUGACUUCAAAUUUUUCAACCCUGAUAGAUAUGCAUUUGACCUACGUAAUGCAGCUUUAGAAGAUAACUUACUAUCAACUCAUAGGGCCAACGAACAAUACAAUACACUUCAUGAAACAUUAAUUACACUUCAUGAAACCAAUUUCGAGAAAAGUAUAUAAACAACGUCAAAAGCCUUGGAUUACUAAAGGAAUUCUAAAAUCAAUAUCAAUCAAAAAUAAAUAUUACAAAAAAUUCAUGACCACAAAAAAAUCAGAUUACUAUAAGAAAUAUAAAUACUACAGAGAUCAAAUUGAUCAUCUUAUUAGAAAAAGUAGAAAAGACUACUACAUUACCUAUUUUGAUAACUUUAAAGAAAACACCAAAAAUCUAUGGUCUGGGGUAAAAGAAAUCAUAAACAAGAAGUCAAACGAUAAAAGUAAUGGCCAAUAUUUACAGAUAAAUGGGAAACUAGUCUCGGACAAUGAAAGAAUUGCAAACUCAUUCAAUAAGUACUUCACAACAAUAACUCAAAAACUACAAGAAAAAAUGAAGUCAUCAUCAGUCCACUUUUCUAAUUUUUUGCACAAUAACAAUCCCGAGAGUAUAUUCCUAGACCCUGUGACUCCUGAAGAAGUAAAUAACAUCAUUGCUAAUCUAGAUGAAAGUAAAGCAAAUGACUCAUAUGACAUUCCAAUUAAGUUAAUUAAGCUGGUUCGUCAUACUCUCUCAAAACCAUUCUCGAUUAUUGCUAACUCAUCAUUCACAGAAGGAGUAUUCCCUGACAAACUAAAAUUUGCUAAGGUUUCACCAAUUUACAAAAGCAAAUCAAAGCAAGAAGUUGGAAAUUAUCGUCCUAUUUCAAUUCUUCCUAUAUUUCGUAAAAUACUUGAAAAACUAAUGAACCAUCAUUUGGUUCAGUUCUUAAAUAAACACAAUAUCAUCUUUGAACAUCAAUAUGGGUUUCAAAAAAAUAAAUCAACUACACUAGCAAUUCUGGAACUUCAAUCACAACUAAUCUACAAUAUUGAAAAUAAUCUUACAUCAUGCUGCAUAUUUCUCGAUUUGUCCAAAGCAUUUGAUACAGUCAACCAUAGUAUACUACUAAGUACUAAGUAAGUUAGAGCACUAUGGAAUUAGGGGUGUAGGUCACAGCUGGUUUAAAUCGUACUGAGAUAAUAGAACUCAAAUUGUUACUAUGAAUGGCGAGAACUGUACAGAAUUGAAAAUUAUUGUGGUGUCCCUCAAGGAAGCAUAUUAGGCCCCUUCCUCUUCUUGCUAUACAUUAAUGAUAUUUACAACUCCUCCGAAGUCCUUGAUUUUCGUCUCUUUGCUGAUGACACAAAUAUUUUAUUUGCUGAUAAAAGCCUAGAUACAAUUGAACAAACAGUCAAUUAUGAAAAAAAAUGUUUCUGAAUGGCUUCUAGCCAAUAAGUUAUCACUCAAUGUAGCUAAAUCAAAUUUUCUCAUAGUGAGACCUCAUAAAAACAAUAGAAUUGUAAAUCUAAGAAUUAAUGACGAAAAUCUAAAACAAGAAACCUCCUCAAAAUACCUUGGUGUAUUAAUUGAUGACAAACUUAACGGGAAACACCACAUAAACCAAUUAAAUACCAAAAUAUCUAAAAGUAUUGGUAUCCUUUAUAAAUUAAGACAUCUUGUACCAAAAAGCACCCUUGCAACACUAUACAACUCUUUUAUUAAAUCUCACGUUCUUUAUGGACUUCUUAACUGGGGUUGUGCUAAUAAGACUACUCUUGAACCAUUGAAAAUAACCCUAUGUAAAGCUGUCAGAGUAAUAGACUUUGCUUCUUACACAGCU